UGUCUAGGUAGGGCGGAUCACCAGAUUUUGAGACGGAGGCAGCAGACAAGUAAAUACUGGUGGGUUUGGGAUUUCACUGAGGCGGGGUGUUACCGGACCAAUGUGCUUCAGCUUUACUGCCGAGUCCAUCAGCUGAACGACACCCGCUGAUUCAGAGUUUUUGAGUUGGUGUAUCAAUAUGGAUGGUGAGAGUGAAGCCAAAGGAAAGCUAAGUGACCAGGCGAUGCAGAAUCCACAGGCACUGGCAGCUCUUCAGGACAAAGUAGACAGUGUCUCACAUAGUGCUUCCAUCAUGGCGAGUUUACCCAAGUCUGUGAAAAGAAGAGUGAAUGCCUUACGAAAUCUUCAGGUCAAAAGCACACACAUUGAAGCAAAGUUUUACAAGGAGGUGCAUGAGCUGGAGAGAAAGUAUGCAGCUCUCUAUCAGCCGUUAUUUGACAAAAGAAGCGACACUAUCUCUGGCAGAGUUGAACCCACUGAUGAGGAGUGUGAAUGGCACAGUGACCAUGAGGAUGAAGAAGCAUUAGCAGAAGAUCUGAAGACGAAGGCUGUUGUAGAGGAGAAAACGGAGGAUGCUAAUAAGGAAAACCCCACUGGAAUUCCAGAGUUCUGGCUUACAAUAUUCCGAAGUGUGGACAUGUUGAGUGAUAUGCUGCAGGAACACGAUGAACCAAUACUUAAACAUCUACAAGAUAUUAAAGUAAUCUUUUCUGGACCCGAUCAGCCCAUGAGCUUUACAUUAGAGUUUCAUUUUGAACCCAAUGAAUACUUCACCAACACAGUCCUCACUAAAGUAUAUAAGAUGAAGUCAGAGCCAGACGCAGAUGACCCGUUUUCUUUUGAGGGACCAGAAAUCAUCGACUGUGAGGGGUGUGAUAUUGACUGGCAUAAAGGCAAAGAUGUGACGGUAAAAACAAUCAAGAAGAAGCAGAAACAUAAAGGCAGGGGGACAGCGAGGGUCAUCACUAAACAAGUCCCCAAUGACUCCUUUUUUAACUUUUUCAACCCUAUUAAAGUUUCACCAGAUAAAGAAUUGGACGAGGACUCAGAGUACACCUUAGCCACAGAUUUUGAAAUUGGCCAUUUCUUCAGGGAAAGAAUUGUGCCGAGAGCAGUUCUGUAUUUUACAGGAGAAGCUCUGGACGAUGAUGAUAGCUUUGAGGAGGAGGAACUGGAUGAGGACGAAGAGGAGGACCAAGAAGAGGAGGAUGAGGAUGAUGAAGAAGAGGGGAAAUCUAAACCUAAGGCAUAAGUCAUUCUCACCUCAUACAUUUCUAGACUGAGGAUCCUCAGCCUGCAGAGUGCAAACAACAGUAGUUUAAACUACUCAGUCAUGCCACUGUCAAAAAUCUGCAUCAGCUCGUCUAGAAGUUUCUACAAAGCACACCGUUCUCUCUGAACAACCAUGAUGAUGCAGUAUAUUGGAAUUAAACCAAGCUUUUUUCUUUAAA
This is a messenger RNA of Misgurnus anguillicaudatus (oriental weatherfish), 1451 nucleotides long. The record is from RefSeq and is a predicted model, not a curated record. NCBI's taxonomy places the organism in Eukaryota, Metazoa, Chordata, Actinopteri, Cypriniformes, Cobitidae.